UAGUUGGUUCUGCUUCAUAUCUGGUCUCUUACUUUCUGCAUACUUAGAAACAUCUUUUUCCAUCUCUUUCUCUCGCUUGUUUGAAAUUUUGAAUAAUCAUGGCCUUCUGUGGUGGAACUUUUGUUAAGCUAAACUAUUCUGUGUCCCCAUGCCACAAAUACAAAGCUCCAAGUCCAUACCAUAGCUACAGAAACAAGGUUGGCGAAUCACAUUUCUGUGUGAGAGUUUCAGCAAGUGGCUCAGCUGAUGAGGAGAGGACUAUUAUAAAGAAAGAGAAAGAUGGGUGGAAGAUCAAUUAUGCAGGAGAGAAACCAGCAACUCUAUUGUUGGACACAAUCAACUACCCAAUUCACAUGAAGAAUCUGUCAACACAGGAUCUGGAGCAACUUGCAGCAGAGCUGAGGGCAGAUAUUGUACACACUGUGUCAAACACUGGUGGGCAUCUUAGCUCAAGCUUGGGAGUGGUGGAGUUAGCAGUGGCUUUGCAUCAUGUUUUCAACACACCUGAAGACAAAAUUAUAUGGGAUGUUGGCCAUCAGGCAUACCCACACAAGAUUCUCACAGGUAGAAGGUCAAGGAUGCACACCAUUAGGAAGACUUCAGGGCUAGCAGGCUUUCCUAAAAGGGAUGAGAGUAUUCAUGAUGCUUUUGGGGUAGGACACAGUUCUACAAGCAUAUCUGCUGGUCUUGGCAUGGCUGUUGCACGAGAUCUAUUGGGAAAGAACAACAGCAUCAUUUCAGUGAUUGGAGAUGGGGCAUUGACAGCAGGCCAAGCAUAUGAGGCCAUGAACAAUGCAGGGUUCCUUGAUUCUAACAUGAUAGUUGUACUUAAUGACAAUAAACAAGUCUCUUUACCAACUGCCACACUUGAUGGGCCUGCAUCUCCAGUCGGAGCCCUCAGUAGUGCCUUAAGCAAAAUUCAAGCAAGUGCUGAAUUCCGCAAACUCAGAGAAGCUGCAAAAAGCAUCACAAAGCAAAUAGGAAAACAAACACACCAGGUUGCAGCAAAAGUAGAUGAGUAUGCAAGAGGUAUUAUAAGUGGUUCAGCCUGUACAUUUUUUGAAGAGCUUGGCCUAUACUACAUAGGUCCUGUGGAUGGUCAUAAAAUUGAAGAUCUGGUCACCAUCUUUGAAAAGGUGAAAGCAAUGCCUGCCCCAGGUCCAGUUCUGAUUCACUGUGUCACAGAAAAAGGCAAGGGAUAUCCCCCAGCAGAAAAAGCAUCUGAUAAAAUGCACGGGGUUGUCAAAUUUGACCCAAAAACAGGCGAGCAGUUUAAGGCAAAAUCCUCUACACUUUCAUACACCCAAUACUUUGCUGAGUCUUUGAUAAAGGAGGCUGAAAAUGACAAGAAGAUAGUGGCCAUUCACGCAGCAAUGGGUGGUGGAACCGGCUUAAAUUAUUUCCAUAAAAGGUUUCCCGAGCGCUGUUUCGAUGUGGGGAUAGCUGAACAACAUGCUGUAACAUUUGCAGCUGGUUUAGCUGCGGAAGGGCUCAAGCCAUUUUGUGCCAUUUAUUCAUCAUUCUUGCAACGCGGAUAUGAUCAGGUAGUCCAUGAUGUUGAUCUUCAAAAGCUACCUGUCCGAUUUGCUUUGGAUAGGGCUGGUUUAGUUGGAGCAGAUGGACCAACCCAUUGUGGAGCAUUUGAUAUCACUUACAUGGCAUGCCUACCCAACAUGGUGGUUAUGGCUCCUUCUGAUGAAGCUGAACUGAUGCACAUGGUUGCGACCGCAGCAGCUAUAGAUGAUAGACCAAGCUGCUUUAGAUUUCCAAGGGGAAACGGAAUCGGAGCCACUCUGCCACUAAAUAACAAAGGAACCCCACUUGAGAUCGGAAAAGGUAGAAUUCUGGUAGAAGGCAGUAGAAUUGCCAUUUUGGGAUAUGGUUCUGUGGUCCAACAAUGCAGGCAAGCCUCAGAAAUGCUUAAAGAACUCGGCGUUGAUGUGACAGUUGCCGAUGCUAGAUUUUGCAAACCUCUGGAUACUGGUCUCAUUAGGCUAUUAGCUAAAGAGCAUGAAAUACUCAUCACAGUGGAAGAGGGUUCUAUUGGUGGUUUUGGAUCGCAUGUUUCACAAUUCUUGAGCUUAUCUGGUAUCCUAGAUGGACCUCUAAAGUGGAGAGCAAUGAUGCUUCCUGAUAGGUACAUUGAGCAUGGAUCACCCCAAGCUCAGGUUGAAGAUGCAGGGCUUUCAUCAAAGCACAUUGCAGCCACAGUCUUGUCUCUUAUGGAAAGGCCAAAACAAGCUCUUCUGUUCAAAUAAAAAUGCUAAAUGGAAUAAGGAUCUUGACCUGGGACCUGGAAGAUAUAUCAAAUUCUUAGAAGACUUUUUAUGCUGAAAAUGAGAAUUAGAGGAAGCUGUAAAUAACUGCACUAGAAUUGUUGGAGUAUACAUCUUGGGAUGCUCACAUAUUUUGGAUUCUUAGGUCAUCAUUAGUGAGUAAAGAGAUGAAUUUAUUCUGUAGGAACCAAUCAAGGUAUUGUAAUGUAUCUAAAUUAGUUAAUUAUAUUACUGUAAUUAACAAAGCACACAAGUCUUCUAAAAUCAUGCAGCCCAAUGAGCAAAAUUAAAUACGCCACUUUCUGGUACCUAAACAAUCUUUCCCUUACGUUAGUCAUGAAGUUCAGCUUGUAUCACAACUUGUGACAAUGCUGGUUUUCUAUUUUUAUUAAUAUGUUUCAAUUUGCCUAUAAAAAAAAAUAAAAUAUAGUCAUGAAGUUUAUGGGUCUAAA
Messenger RNA from Glycine soja, 2728 nucleotides. Its product is annotated as probable 1-deoxy-D-xylulose-5-phosphate synthase 2, chloroplastic. The transcript is spliced from 10 exons. Lineage: Eukaryota; Viridiplantae; Streptophyta; Magnoliopsida; Fabales; Fabaceae. The coding region runs from base 99 to 2258 and encodes 719 amino acids. Gene Ontology annotation, biological process: terpenoid biosynthetic process. The record is from RefSeq and is a predicted model, not a curated record. Gene Ontology annotation, molecular function: 1-deoxy-D-xylulose-5-phosphate synthase activity.